This is a messenger RNA of Camellia sinensis, 967 nucleotides long. Lineage: Eukaryota; Viridiplantae; Streptophyta; Magnoliopsida; Ericales; Theaceae. The record is from RefSeq and is a predicted model, not a curated record.
UCACCCAUCAAGUUAGUGUCUUAUUACUGAUGUACUUCAGUUGUUUGUGUGUAUAUCUGUGCUGAUUCAAUCUUAUACUUGUCUCAGAUGCCCUUUCACAUGUUAUUUGAUAUUUAUUGAUGAUUUUUGAGUCGGUCCGAAUUUUAAAAGUAGUUUUCUUUUGGGCUUUAACUAUGACAUUGUUUACCUUUGAUCUAUAGAAUGUCCUUGUGUUAUGCCAAGCAUUUUUCAUCUAAUAGAAUUCCUUUUCUUAUGCCAAACAGAAGGAACAUGAUGACUAAAUUGCUGAUAGCUUCUGGUGGACAAUAGAGAUAACUGAAUAGAAAUGGGAGGCUGUUGCUGUUGCUGUUCUAAAGAAGGGGGACUAAACAGUUCGCCACCAUUCUAUCAUAGGGACACCAUCAAUCAGAUUUUGCGAUAUGCAAGCAAGAAUCGACUUCCGGAAAGUUUGAAAGAGCAAAUGCUGGCAAAUAUGCAACUGAAAUUUAGGACAGCAGAAUUACAGCAGGAGGAAGUGCUUGAAGACCUACCUAAGGCAAUUAGAUCAAGUAUUGCUCAGCAUCUUUUUCAUGGAACUGUGGAAAAUGCCUAUCUCUUCAAAGGAGUUUCUGAAGACCUUAUCGUCCAACUGGUGUCCGAAAUGAAAGCAAAAUAUUUUCCACCAAAGGUUGAUAUCAACUUACAAAAUGAGAUACCUACGGAUUUCUACAUUCUAGUAUCUGGAGCAGUGGAUGUCGUGAUAUACAAAAAUGGCACGGAGCAGGUAUGGUUUUACUUUUUUUUCAAUGAAAUGGAGCUGAUAUGUUCAGUGCGUGAGUAUUGCAAAGACAAAAAACAAUAACGGAAGAUGCACAAUUGACCAUGUCUAAGAAAUUAGUAAUGAACUUCUGCAUUGACUGACAAAUCAAGGUCCUUGUUUCUACAAAGAUCCACAAUUUUUUUAUGGAAAAACACCUAUUGCAGGGGG